Messenger RNA from Blepharisma stoltei, 4102 nucleotides. The record is from the annotation of a GenBank genome assembly. Lineage: Eukaryota; Ciliophora; Heterotrichea; Heterotrichida; Blepharismidae.
AUGGGAACUGGCCCAGUGUGUUCUUGGUCUGACGCUAAGACUCUCAAAAUUGCUUUGGGUACCCAAUUUAGCCUCAGGGAUUCUACAAUUAAUCUAGACGGCACUUGGAUCCUUAAAGACACUCAAGAUCCAUGCACCAUUAAUUACCAGCCGCUAAGCGUAUCGAUUAAAAUGCCAACAAGUCCUAGUCCAGUCGCCGUGAUAACAGGACCUCAGACUAUUUCACUUGGAUGCAAUAAUGACGCAAUUGUUUACUCUGCUGAUAAGUCAACUGGCAAUUAUGGAGCUUCUUUGACAUACAAAUGGAGCUCCACAUCGGUAGAUUUGAUUUUACAGGCAACAGGAUUCUCUAUUUCAAUUCCUAAAUCCCCUCGCUUCAGAAAACAUCGGGAAAAUCCUAUUUUUGGGUAAAAAACUACGCUUCGUGAGUAUAAAAAAUUCAAUUCAUAUAUAAAAAUUUUAUAAAAAUAUAUUUUUGAUAUCUCAGUAAUAAUCUCUAACAAUUUCUAUUGAAUUUUAAAAAACCUGCAUUUUUAAACAUAAAUUUUGCAAUUAAUAAGUUAAUUUUUACUUUCAAAUUUUCACGAAUCGAAAAAAAUUCUACUAUUAUAUUUUUAACAAAAUUAUAAUGGGGAGUAAAUCAAGCAUAUCAUCCUCUUUAACAUCCUUAACUGUGACAGUUCAAAUAACAAAUACCUUUGCGCUCACUAGUUCUGCAUCAAUGACAACAACAAUUUCUCCUCAAGAAACUUUAACUGUUUCAUUUGACUCUGGAAGCACUAUUUCUAUGAAAGCUUCAGAAUCAAAGACCGUAAAAGCAUUGGUUGCUGCCAUUUGUGGAAGCUCUGCAACGUCAAUAUCUUGGCAAUGGGCUUAUACAUCAGGCCCAUCCAGCACUGCAGCCACUAAUCUAGCUUCUUCGGCAACUACACAAAAACUGUCUAUUUCAAGCAAUUUGCUUGCUGCAGGAGGUCCAUAUGUUUUCACUGCCACAGCUACUCAGAAUACUAAUAGUUCCCCUAUAACUGGAAGCGCCAGCGUAUCUAUUACAGUGACUUCAUCACCUCUUGUUAUUCAGCUAUCCAAAGGUAGUGGAGAUGUCAAUAAAAACUUAGACUUUAUUAUAGAUGCAAGCAGUUCUAAAGACCCAGAUACUAAUUCAGCAGAUGGCCUUGCCUAUGCAUGGACCUGCACCAAUCAUUUAGAUGGAACAGCUUGCUCUAUAGCAUCAUACCUUUCAAGCCAAAGCAGCAGCGCCUUGACCAUUCCUAAAGCAAGCUUAGUUGUAAAUCAAUGGGAUUUAACUUGCACAAUUUCUAAAGAUUCAAGAACAGCAAGCUAUACAAUAACUCUCAAUAUCAUAGAUAUUUCAGCAACUACCAAUAUAGCAAUUCCAACAAUUAGUGUAAAAGCUAACUAUCAACAGUUAAAUAGAUUCUCAGCAAGUGUCUCUGGAGGCGAUGGAACCUCAAUCCUAUGGUCUCAAUCAUCUGGAACUAAAAUACAAAUAUCGCCAAAUAACCUUUCUUAUCUGUCUUUGACUGCAAACUCUCUUGCUGAAGGUAUGUCGUAUGUGUUUUCUUUGACUAUUACAUCUGGAACUUCAAGCUUUAGCGUCGACUUAGCUUUGAAUGUUAACUUAAUUCUUCUGAAAAAAUUUGGCAAAAAUUAAAAAAUUAAUUAAAAUAGUUAAAGGGCUGGAAUUUUUUAAAACAAAAAGUUAGGAGCAGCUUGCUCAGACACAGUCCCUUCAGUUAAUCCAAGUUCAGGAACAGCUUUGACAACUUCAUUUUCAAUAUCAAUUUCUAAUUGUUAUGACCGUGAUGGUGAGGAUUACCCAAUUCUGUACACCUUUGAAUAUUCUACGGAUAGUGGAACAACUUACAGGAUUAUUGGAUCGACUACAGAACAAUCUCAAAUCUCCUAUUACAUGCCUGCAGGCACCAUCACUAUUUUAGCACAUGUUUGCGACCAGCUCAAUACUUGCAUGGACUACACGACAAAAUCAUCUAUAUCAGUCAAAGAUUACGUUAGCAGGCGAUUGCAGUCAGAUGCUUUAAGAACUUCUUAUUCAACGCUGACUCUUGAUCCAGACAACAUACCAUCAACCAUUACUUUGUUCUGCAGCAGCGCUUCAAUUGACAGUUCAUUGUUCUCCACAAUGUGGAGUGAUUUGAAAUCCUAUGUCUCCAGUCAAAGUAUGCUUCUAUCAUUAAUAAUUUUUUUUUUUAUUUUUCUAAAUUUUUUAAUUUUUGUUAAAAUUUAGGAAAAAAAAUUUCUUCAUUGCAAGAUAAUUAAUCAAAAUUGCUUACUAUGACAAAUACCCUUUUGGACAGUGUUCUAGGUGCAGUUUAUUCUUUGUCAACCCAAAAAGGAUUAAUGACGCUCAACACCUGGGAAGAGUUCAUUGUGUGGGUAGACAACCUUUUGACGACCUAUACAUCCUUAGUACCAACUGCAGAUAAUUUAGAUUCUAUAGUGGAAAUAGGCGAAAGCUAUUUGAAUUAUGGCAUCAAUACUACCUUCUCUGAGCAAACCUUUGAAAAGUACGUUCUCUAUGUCAAUAACUUCUAUACAACCUGGGCAAUUGCAUCUACCGCAAAUGACUUACUAUAUUAGACCAAAUGAGAGCGAAUUAUUAAUUUUAUUAAAAAUAUUAUAAUUUUUAGCAAGAGAAAAGUUAGUUACCCAGUCAUCAAUUAAUGAUGCUAUAAGCACCGCUAAAACUCAUAUUUAUAAAGACAGAAACUUCCCAGAAGAUAUGCAAAAUACUACUCGUUAUUAUUCUACCGUUGCAAAUCUUACAUAUCCAGGCACUUUGGAUUACUCUAAUACAAAUAUAAUGAAUAUGAGAGCUAAUUUCUAUCAUGGGUUUACUGAUGACUUUUCAGCUAUUGCAAUCUUUAGUCUCGCAAACUCAGGAACUUAUAAGGAUUAUUCACUUAAUCCGGCGACUGAAACUUAUGUCCCAUUCUCAUCAUCAGAUUACCCAUUCCUUAUUGAGCUGCCUUAUAGCAAAAACAUUGGAGAAGGCAUGGUCUGGGGUUGUGUAUAUUAUAAUGAGACAAGCUCUAAUUGGACUGAGUCGAACUGCAAGAUAGUAAGUAUCAACAAUUCCACCUCAACCGUCACAUUUAAAGUAUACCACUUCUCAAUGUACAAACUUACUGAGGUGAAUCCUAGUGUCAACCCACCGCCUUAUGUUCCAAUAACAGAUAGCUCAUGUGACGAUAAUUAUGCUCCUCUCUACAUCCUUGUGGUAGUUCUGUUUAUUGGUUUGCUAUUAGCUCCAAUAAUGGUUAUAAUAGACAGAAUUAGUCCUUCAUCACCAACUCAAGCUCCUAAGGAUGCACCUCCCAACACCCCAGCAUCUCAUUCUCCUAGACCAACUCUAAGAGGGCUCAUGCGUCCUAACAUAAGUGUUCAUGCUUCUCAAGGCGAAGAAUCCAUUGAAGAUGACGAUGUAGACAGCUCAGACGAAGAAGGUGUCCAGUCCCAAGAUAUCGAUCUGACUGAAAAUUCCGUUGUCGAACAAAUCGAAGCACCUAUUGAAAAACCAGAACCUGAAGUCAAAUAUGAGCUGCAAGAAUUAAUUGAAGGACACUUGGUGUUUGGACUUAUCUAUUACAGACCUAUUUUCUCAAGAGUCGCAAGAGUAUUUACCUUAAUCGUUGCUAUCGUCUUUGAGCUAUUAUUAGAAGGCUUAUUGUAUUAUGGCUCUGAAGACAUUAACUCAGGAAGUGAAACUGCGACUCAGACACUGUUUGAUAAUUAUGAAGGAAAAUACUUUGGGUAUAUGAUUUUGGCUUUGGCGAUCACAAUUCCUGUUGAAGUGUUUAUGAUAGUUGCGUUUAGCAUUGAUAGAAAGAAAGCGCCAAUCUGGCCAGCGAUUGGAGUUAUUGUGGGCCUGGCGGUACUGAUUGGGUCAAUUGUAGGGGUUGUUAUGCUAAGCUAUGACUUCUGCCAUGAGUGGAGUGGGUAUUGGGCUGUCAGCUUCUUGUGGGGAAUUUUGAUUGAGAUCUUUAUUAUGGAGACCAUUUACAUGAUUGUUAGAUACUUCCUCAUACAAGCUUAUCCAAGCAAUGAAGCCAUUAAGUCUUAA